Solenopsis invicta (red fire ant) is the source of this 3183-nucleotide messenger RNA. RefSeq names its product transposon Tf2-1 polyprotein. Bases 1 to 3183 code for a protein of 1060 amino acids. Gene Ontology annotation, biological process: DNA integration. The transcript is spliced from 5 exons. The record is from RefSeq and is a predicted model, not a curated record. Gene Ontology annotation, molecular function: nucleic acid binding. NCBI's taxonomy places the organism in Eukaryota, Metazoa, Arthropoda, Insecta, Hymenoptera, Formicidae.
AUGCCGAACAUUACUUUUCUUUCAACGAUUGGAGCGCUGUCCGAAUUUAAUAUUGGUGAAGACUGGAAUCUCUAUCAAGAGCGGCUAGGACAGUAUUUUGUAGCGAAUCAAGUUUCGCAGGAACGUAAGGUAGCAGUAUUAAUUACAUUAGUAGGACAAGAGGCUUAUAAAAUUUUGAAGGACCUCUGUGAUCCAACGCUUCCAGAAUGUAAAUCGUAUGAAGAAUUGUGCGAAAUUUUAAAGAAACAGUUUGCCCCAAGAGUCUCGGUUUUCAAGGAGAGAAUCGAAUUUUACGAGUUAAAGCAGAAGGAAAAGGAGUCAGUAAAUGAGUGGUUUGCUCGUAUUAAGAGCAAAGCCAUCAACUGCAAAUUUGGAGCGCAACUGGACGACAAAAUCAAGGACAGAUUUGUUACUGGGUUAAGUAAAGGUCGAAUUUUGGAUAGAGUAUGCGAGGAAGAGCAUACAACAACGCUACAGUCGAUUCUCGAGGUGGCAAGAAAGAAGGAAGCAGCUUUGGCUUCGUCGUCUAAGGCUAGUCUGGUGGACGUGCACAAUUUGAAGUCGGGAAAAGCAAAAUCGGCUCAGCAGGUGACGUUCCAGAAAAAGAAGAAAGAGGAGAAGACAGGAAGCCAGCACCAAGGGUCCAAAGAAGAACUGAAAUGCGUACAUUGCGGAGGUACAAGCAAGGAAGGUCAUUUGGCUAAAAUUUGUAAAAAUAAUAAGAGCACGGUAGCUAAUACAAAUUAUUUAGAAUCUGGUUCAAAUGAUAAGGAUACAGAAAUUGUGGAUAUGUAUAAUUUAAGCAAUGUUUUAGCAAGCGAAGAACCGUUAAUAGUUAAAGUUGAGAUUGAAGCAUUUAAAGAAAAAAUAAGUAAACAAUUAGAGGAAUUAGAAAAGAAAGGAGUAAUUGAGCCUAUAGAUACGUCAGCUUGGGGUACGCCCCUGGUACCGGUUAUUAAGAAAGAUGGAAGUAUUAGAAUUUGCGUCGAUUAUAAAAUUACAGUCAAUAAAUUUUUAGAAGACGUUAAGCAUCCUUUACCUAGAAUUGAAGAAUUAUUUACAGCGUUAAGCGGUGGAGAAUCAUUUACUAAGUUAGAUUUAACAGCGGCGUAUAAUCAAUUAGAGGUUACAGAAAGAACUAUUACAGGUGCUAACAAGGAAGAGCAUUUAAAGAAUUUAAGAGAAGUAUUCAAACGUCUUUCAGAGGCGGGAUUUAAAGUCAAUUUAAAGAAAUCUGUAUUUUUUCAACCCGAAAUUAAAUAUCUUGGACAUGUAAUUAACAAAGAAGGGUUGCAUAAGGAUCCAGAAAAAGUAGCUGCAAUGUUAGAAGCACCUAAACCAAAAAAUGUGUCAGAAGUAAAGGCCUUUGUUGGUAUGGUUAAUUAUUAUGGCAAAUUCGUACCGAAUUUAUCACAAGUGUUAAUACCUUUAUAUGAACUCCAGCGUAGUACAACAUUUAAAUGGACGCAGCAAUGCGAAGAAGCGUUUAAUAAUGUUAAAAACGAAUUAGCGUCAGAGAGAAAUUUGGUUCAUUUUAACAAAAAGUGGAAAUUGAAAUUAGUUUGUGAUGCAUCCAAGGUAGGCAUUGGAGCUGUCUUAUUACAUGUUUUGCCAGAUAGCACAGAAAAGCCAAUUUCAUUUGCAUCUAGAGUUCUUCACGAUGCAGAAAAGAAUUAUUCACAUAAAGGCAUUCCACAAAUGGCAGCAGGCAGAUUACAAAGAUGGGCCUUAUUUUUAAGCGGAUUUCAAUAUAAGUUUGAACAUAUUAAAGGCAUUCAAAAUGGAGGAGCAGAUGGCUUAUCUAGGUUGCCAAGACCCAUUAAAAUUAAAGAAGCAGAAGUUGAAGAUUAUUUUCAUUUUGUUACGGCAGAGCGUACACCUAUAGAUGCAACACAAAUUAAGAAAGAAUUGCGAAAAGAUAAUAUAUUAAGUAAGGUAUAUCUGUAUACAAGAGACGGAUGGCCUAAUUCAGUUAGCGAGGAAAUAAAAGUUUUUGCAAGUAAAGCGAAUGAAAUUGGUAUUGAAAAUGAUAUUCUUAUGUGGGGAUAUAGAGUAAUCGUUCCGUUUAAAUUUAGAAAAGCUCUAUUGGAAGAGAUUCAUGGAGCACAUUUAGGAAUGGCCAAAAUGAAAAUGAUAGCCAGACAGUAUUUCUGGUGGCCUAAUAUUGAUAAGGAAAUAGAAGAAUACGUGAAAGACUGUGAAGCUUGCAAAACUACGGCUAAUAAUCCUAAUAAGUCACCAUUAAUUAAAUUUCAGGAAGCUGAAUUUCCGUUUGAUAGAAUUCAUAUUGACUUUGCAGGACCUUUUAAAGGUAAAACAUAUUUAAUUGUAGUGGAUGCAUUUACUAAGUGGCCGGAAGUGUUUGAGAUGUCUAAUACGAACACAGAAAGCACUAUUGAAAAAUUAAGACAGUGUUUUGCUCGUUUUGGUCUUCCACGUAUGAUUUUCUCAGAUAACGGCAGACAGUUUGUCUCAGAAGAGUUUGAAAAUUUUUGUAAAAAUAACGGCAUUAAGCAUAGAACGUCAGCACCGUAUUACCCAUCGACUAAUGGUUUAGCAGAAAAUGCGGUAGGUUCUUUUAAAAAAGGUUUGUCAAAAGCGUUAGCGGAUAAGCGAAAUGCGUCAUUAAGUACAACUACAUUAAUAAAUAGAUAUUUAGCUUCGUACAGAAAUGCGCCACAUACUAGCGUAGGAGAGAGUCCAUCAAAAUUAAUGUUUGGGCGUGAAAUCCGAACUAGAUUAAGUUUGUUAAAUAGGCCUGAGAGAGAUAAGGCUAGAGAGAAACAAGUACAGUAUUUUAAAGGAAAUCGAGAAAUUUUAUUAAAGCCAGGAGAUAUAGUGUAUGUUAGAGAUUAUAAGAUUCCAACAAAACCGACGUGGCGUAAGGCGAUUAUUAAAAGUAAAAUCGGAAAUAGAACUUAUGUGUGUAAAACGUUAGACUCGGAAGAGUUAAUUUGGAAAAGACACAUAGAGCAGAUUAUUGAAGCAGGAAAAUUUUAUAGUGAAGAGGAAGAUUGUAUGAGUAAAAGUGACAAAGACAAUAAGAAAUCGGAUUCAAAAGAGUUAGAAGUGGUACAAGAGCCGGAAAAGGACAAUGUAUGUGAAAGUCCGGAGGAAACGAAGACGGAUAUUAACGUUAAGCCUAAGAGAAUUAUUAAGCCAGUUCAAAGACUCAAUUUAUAA